Molecule: messenger RNA, 1074 nt
Organism: Vigna unguiculata (cowpea)
Lineage: Eukaryota; Viridiplantae; Streptophyta; Magnoliopsida; Fabales; Fabaceae
Source: RefSeq, a predicted model, not a curated record
GUGCGUGCAUAAAAAAUACAUACAAUUGUACACUCCGACCAGAUAGUUCUUCUCACACCUUUCUUUCCUUUUCUCUUUCUCUUUUUCUCACUCCUCUCUUUCUCUCUUUCUCUCUUUCUCACUCCUUCUGCAAAGCUUCAUGGAAAUGGAGCAGAACUCAGCACCAAUUUUGGAACCUGUAGAUUCAACAACCAUUAGCAAAACCAAGUCCGUGGAAUAUGCAGAAGUCCCCUUGGACAAGCAAAAUUUUGAAGCUUCUCCAUUCGUCAUCAUUAGCGCAGUUCUAUCUGUUAUAUCUGCGUUCAUCGAUAUGCUCUUUUCAAUUCUUGUAUUGGCAGCUGGUUUCCUAACUGUUUAUCUAAAUGCUACAACCAAUUGGCUAAAGAAAACCACGGAGAAAUUAAACGCCAAGGGCAAGGAAAUAGAGAGCCACAUGAAUCGUGGAGAAACCAAUAACCCUAACCAAGAUGGCAACAGCAAAGAGGAUCACAGAUUGGUAACUUCCUCCAUUAAUCGCUGCGAAACUUCCAAUUCUGCUGAAAAACGCUAUGCACUUGAUAACUGCUUUAACAACAAAGACAAUGGGGACCAAGAUUACAGCAAUUGUGAGAUUAUCGGUUGUUCUAUGGCUAAAGAUUGCUACAACAACGAGGCAUCAGGCUUACAAGAUCUCAGCCAGGCAAACCUCAACAUUUCUGAAUCCGAAAAUUGCUUUAACAACAAGAGCUCAAAAUCACAAACUUACAGGAGGGCAAAGAUUGGCAAUCCUAACGACCCCGAUUUCGCAAUUCGUAAUACCUACAACAAUGAAAAGAACGGAGCCCAAAACCGGGAUGAUUACAAAUAUUUGCCCAGGGGAAACAUUAUGAAUGAACACCAAACUCCUAAUUAACAUCCAAGAGAGAGAAAAGAGUAUGGGUAUGAAAUAAUGUUAUAUGUAGUAUUCAAGACCGUUAUUGUUUUCAUGCAGUUUCUUUAUCAUGUAUUUGGAGACUAUGUUUAUUUUGGUUUGCAUGGGACACCAUAUAGAACUGUUUCAAGUUAAUACCUAUAUGUCUACUCUUCUUUCGCUUA